Molecule: messenger RNA, 1495 nt
Organism: Culex pipiens pallens (northern house mosquito)
Lineage: Eukaryota; Metazoa; Arthropoda; Insecta; Diptera; Culicidae
Exons: 4
Coding region: 156-1391 (411 amino acids)
Molecular function (GO): protein binding
Source: RefSeq, a predicted model, not a curated record
UCUUCAUCGUAGGGUAGUUUAGUUCGCGCUCGACGUCGGUUGUGCGCGUCUUCCCCAAAGAAAGUGUUCAAAUUUUGAAAUUCAAAUUGUACCCCAUUUUUGGCAAAUUAUAAAGCAUCGUGAAACUAAAACAAACCCCGUUCAGGGUCAAGAUCAUGGUCAGUGGGAACGUGGUGACCUUUAGGAAGAAAAAGAAGGUGCCGUUGGGCUUUGCUGUGUGGUUCCUUUUGUGUGCAGUCACCUGCGCUUCCGGUGCUGAACCUCAAAUUACCAACGUAACCAACGUCGACGAUGGCACCCCUGACUCCCCGUACGAAACCCAAACAGCCCAGUGCACAAUCACUUCCGGCGAGGUAGAAGCCAGUGCCCAGGCCACCAUCAGCAAAACCCUCGUUGGGGUAUGCGGCACGGAGGAGAUGCUCGCCUCGUUCCGAGUUCUAGAAGCCAAACUUCUCCAAGAACUCCAGAACAUCCGAGCGAUGAUCCGGGAUCCAAACUUCAACCCACCACCGGUGCGUCCUUCGGAAUAUGUCGCCGUGAAGCGGACCACCACCCAGAUGGGAACCUCAACCGGAACAAAGCUGACAUCCCAAGAGGCACCACCUGCAGUCGGUACGACCAGUACGACAACGGCAAAGCCCGCCGACAACAACGGUGGAGUGUUCUUCCCGGAUGAUGACGAUGGCAAGGAUGGCGACGGAGAAGAGGAUUCCAACGUGUGGUCACGCAAACCGAACAGGGACAUGCUGAAGGAGAUGCCCGCCGGAGGUCGUAAGCCGGUGGCGCCACUCGUUCGGGUUGGAACGGACCACGCGGAAGAGAAGCCAACUAGUAGUAGCAACAACAGUCCCGUGCUGGAUUUUAAACCCAUUGACAAGCAUAUGGUGCAGACGAGAUUUUUAACCGGUGGCCUGCGCGACUACGAGGUGUACCGUUUCAACAACACUGUCGUUUCCAGCGGCGACGCCAAGGUGUUCAAGUACUUCUGGAAGAUCGAGCACUUUACCCAGCGGCUCCAAUCGAACCUGACCACGCUGACCAGUCCGGUGUUUGUGAUAUCUGGUCUCAAUUUGCGGCUCAAAGCCACGCUGAACCACGACGGCAAGGACAACAUCUACCUGCAGGUCGAGCAGCUAUCGUCGAUGGACGACGAACUGCGCAAAAAGCCCAACGUGAUCCUGCAGGAAGGAACGCUGUACGGAGCGGUGGAAACGAAAAAGUUUCUGCGACACAAGAUCAUCCUGCUGAAUCAGGGAGUACCAUUCAGUGACCUCAAUUCGCACGAGUUUUGGAACACAAAUACGGGGUUCACAAUCCCGUACCGGGCCUUGCUGACCAACUCUUACUUGAAACAGGACAAAAUACUCGUCGAGGUCGUCAUCUAUCUGUGAACCCAAUCCUUCGGCUAAGCUACUUUCCAUGAUAUUUAAAUUUUGGUGCAAUUUUGUAUUUUAUGGCUUAACAAUAAAUCUGAAACUCUCUGAGUGAACUCGCA